AUGCCAGCUUGGCGCAGACGCAAGCGCGGUGCCGCCGAGCAGCCGAGCAACAGUGGCAACGGCCGGCGACCCGCGCAGCUCAUGGGCCCCCCCGCUCACCCCUACCCAUCGUCCAGGGCCUCUAGGUACUCGAGGUACGAACCCGACCGUCGGUCAAGGUCCCCCAGGGACCGCUCCCCAGACCGUUUCGAGAGGAGCUCUCAGUAUGGCGAGGGCGACAGACGACGCUCGUCGGCCGAGGCCAGAUCCACCUCGUCGGGCUUCCAGGCCAGCCGCGAUUCUUUCGGUGAUCCUAUGCGCAGGGAACCCCCUCGUGGGCCCAAGGCUCUCGUCGAACCCCCGAGCGGCCCAAGGGGAGGUGGCUUCGCCGAUCGAGGUCGCGAGAGAGACAUGGAAUACCGCGACAGAGACCGCGACUGGAGGGACUCGCGGGACUUCCGCUCCCGCCGCUCGCCUGUUGGCAGAGCACGAUCGCCGGUGCGAGACUUCCGAGAUCGGGAUCGGGAUCGGGAUGGGCUCCCUGCAGUUGAUGCGGACAGAGCACGGCGCGACUCUCGAGACGGCGGUCCCCCAUCCGCAGGCUCGACAUCCUCGGACCCACAGUUCGGCAUGGCUCCUUUUGGGCGGGGAGGAGGUUAUAUCCGUGGUCGUGGGAGAGGUAGUCGGGGUGAUUGGACAUCCUCGGACAGAGGUCGAAGCCGGACGACGUACGACGACCGUGGCGACCGUUAUCCCCGAAGCCGCAGCCAAGAGGGCCGCUGGGGCCGCGAACGAGACGAACGUGACCGUGGCGACAGGUAUCCAGACCCGGAUGCUCGACGCGACCUUCGUGACGAUCGUGACCGCGGCGAGCGCGAUUUGAUACGGUCCAAGAAGGAAAGCCGCCUACCCAACCCGCAAGACCUAGCCUCGCAGUCCAGGGAAGUAUCGCCUCCUCCAGUCGCUCCCUCAGCACCGGCGUUUGGCUCUGUUCCGAGUCGCAGCACAAGCGGUGGCGAUGGCUCUGCAUCGGUUGGCACGGGAAAGCCUCCACCGACAGCCCCGAGGGCUUUUAGCGAACGCCCAGUCUCGGCCGGCCAAGACUCCACUCUUCCGCCCGCAGGUCCAUCGAGAAGCCUGACCCAUGACCACCCUCCAAUUCCUGUAGGACCUCGAGCGCAGCAGCAACGCCCUUCGAGCAAGCAGUGGAUUAACCCUAACUUGAAAAAGCAAGCGGAAUACAGACGAUCCGGCAGUAGCGACGCCAAGUCGAACCCAGGAACGUCGAGCUUUGAGGAAAGGGCUCGCUCUCACCACAGUGCCGAGCCAGGAGAGAUUUUGUUCAAAUCCGAGUCGGAUACUCGUCAUCAGGGGGGCCGUGGGGAUAGAAAUGCAACGGCCUCCACCUCGUCGGGCCUAGGUGCCUCAUCUGAAGCUGCGAACAAAUCACGAAACGAUCAGAGCUUGGGCGCCGAAGAACCAGCGGAACAAAAGGCUCAGGGGACGAAGCGGAAGCGGAGGCCAGUCGUGGUUCCCGUUUUGCGAUUUGCGCUGCCUCCCAAAGUGUCGGUGCCAGAGCAGGACUCGGAGUCGGACGAUGACGACAUGGCUGAUUACUUUGACAUGGAAAUCCAGAAGACCGAGGCUGAGCUGAGCAAACUGCCGGCACCAAGCCUGCCUCGAGACGUAGUCGCGAACUAUGCAGCCAUGUCUCAUGGGUCGAUGGUCCAGAUCCUGAGGGAGGGCGAAGGCCUGACGAGCAUGCUAGGACCGCUCCCCGAAGAAAGUCUUCUCGACAUCGGCAAUCCAGUCGAGCCCGUCUCGGUCGGGCCCAAAGAACCAGAAAUGGAAGAGGAGGCGGCCCCUGUCGCCAACGAGGUCAAGGACCCAGCAACUGUUGACGCACAGGCGGACGAGCCGACACCUCCCGCGCAAAUCGAGGCAGCCACAAAGACGGAGGAGAUGGAUAUCGACGUACCGAGCGUGGACAUCCCCGCAGCGCCCGACGCUCCAUCGGCCAAUGUCGAGCCUCACAAUGAGACCCUGGGAGCAAGCCCUGGCCCCGAUACCGUGACAAAGGAAGAGGACCCUCCGGCCAAAGACGACGGACCUCAAACGGUUCCUCUGGAAACAGUUGGGCAAGGGUCGAAGCCUCCUAGCACACCGUCGCAAGUUCCAGACGAAGAUGACGACGAGACAGAAACUGAGGACGAGGCAUACAUGAAUGUUGAAACGGUUCGCCAAUUCAUGAAAACUCCGCCCGUCGACAGCCUCCCAGACUACAGUUGCACACACUGGACAAAGGACGAGGAGUUCCUUGCAACGCUGGAGCCGGACUCUGCAAUAAACGAUUUCGUAGCUGCGCAUAUACGCAAGGUUCACAUGCAGGAGGCCGAGGCGCUGAGUCAAAGUCAAAAGGAGUAUGCUGAGAACUAUGUCCGUUACCUUGGCUUCACCAUGUCCAAAGACCCAGUCGCUGUGAAGAGCAGGGAUAAAUUCUCUGUUGCUGCCCCGGCCCCGGAAGGUGGCGGCGCCGUUACGCCAGAGACUAAACCUGAAGGGCGUGGGACGGGCAGAAGGUUUGCGACCGAACGCGACCUGGAGCGUGUUCUCCAGGCAUCCAUGCGCGAGGACGAGGAGAGAAAGGAGCGCGAGCUCAGGGCCAAGAAGGAAAAGUACCGCAGCGAUAAGGAGGCUGUUAUACCCGACAUGCUUAGCCGCGAGGAGAUGCUCAUGGCACAGUACAUCGACCGAUCAGGGUUCACGCCACAAGACAGACUCGUCUCGGCGUGGCAUGUCCUGCCGCCCGUCAAUAACUUUACGCAGGAAGAGGCUGAACUCUUCGAGAAGCGAUACCUUGAGUUGCCGAAGCAGUGGGGCAAGGUGGCGGAGGUCAUCCCGAAUCGCGACUUUGGCACCUGCAUACAGUACUACUACUCUAUGAAGAAGGAUCUCAACCUCAAGGAGAAGCUCAAGAAGCAGCCUAAGCGGCGCAAGAAGGGUGGAAGAGGGAAGCAGAGGUCUAGUGCACUCGUGUCGGAACUCGGAAAUGGCGAGCAGGAGGGAGACGACAAUCAGGAGACGGGGGAAAACGGAGAGAGGAGGCGGCCGCGGCGUGCGGCAGCUCCCACUUGGGGCUUUGAGCAGCCGGCAACAGACAGCGAGAAUGCAACCCCAGCAGGAACUCCUGGUCGCCGCGGCGUCUCUGCUGCUGCCAAGGGCGAUCAGCCAGAGAAGACGGAUGGCAGAAAAGGCAGAAGAAAGGCUGCAAAGGACAAGGAGCCUAAGGCCACCAAGGCGAACCAGGCUCUGGCCGCCGCAUCCACUCCGACUGGCGGGAGAGGGCGCUCACGCUCCAGCUCGCGCGCGCCAAACUCAGAGUUUCCGACACCAGCGCCCCCUGAUACCAGCGUGCGCAUGCCGGCUCCCUUGGAGCAGCAGCAGCCGCCGCCGCCUCCGCCGCCACCCGGCAUACAGCCGCCAUUUCCUGUGCAGCAACAGCUCGCCCAGGGAGUUGAGCGGCCGAAGCCUCUUGCUGCGUCGUCCAUCUCAGAAGUCAUGGCAGCGCCAUCCCUCAGGCCGGAGCCUCCUCCACCGCCCCAGCCCUCGAUGACCACUUUCAACUUAGCGCAGCCUCAGACGGAGCGGAAAGCACCGACUCAAGCCUCGAGUUACUGGAGCGUGUCCGAAGCUAACGACUUCCCGCACCUGCUGCGGGCAUUUGGAUCUGACUGGACGUCGAUUGCCGCCCACAUGGGCUCAAAAACCGCCGUCAUGGUCAAGAAUUACUUUGUUCGGCAGAAGGAUGGCAAGGCAGAAUGGGAGGCAAUCGUGCAAGAAGCGGAUGCCAAACGCGUGCGAGGCGAGAAACGGCCCGAACCUCCACAGCCAACGGUUGGUGGUCGAGGUAGAAGAUACGACAACACAGGGGCCGGCGCAUCCAGACCCCUUGCCGUGGCACCGGGCAUGGAUCUCCAAAACGAAUCCCCGCAGCCCAAAGUGGAAGUUCCCCCACAGCAACCUCGCCCCCCGACAUUUUCGGGCUAUGGCGUCGUCCCGAUCGCACAGGCACCGGCUCAGCAAACUCUUGCCCAGCCCAGCCAACAGUCGAUAGCAAUGCAGCAGCAUGCUCUGUCUCAGCCAGCGUCGCAGGCCAUGUCGCCCUCCAGUCGCCCGCUACGAGCACCUCUUCAGCCCUUUGGGUUUCCCGAUCGCGAACGCGAACCAGUCCCGCUUCCUCAAAAGGCUGGCGGAGGCGCUGUCCCAGAGCUCCGUGAACAACGCCCGCUGGCUGCCGCGCAGCCUCUUCAGCCUGCCCGUCCUGACGCGAUGAUGGAGCGGCAGAAGUUGGAAAUGCAGCAGCAGAGAGAGCGGGAAAGGGAACGCGACCGGGAACGCGACCGGGAACGAGAGCGAGAAGUCGAAAGAGAACGCGAGAAGGAACGCGAGAAAGAGCGUGAGAGGGCGCGCGAGAGAGACCGCGAGCGAGAACGGGAGCGCGAGAGGGAGAGGGAGCGCGAGAGGGAGCGCGAGCGAGAGCGGGAAAAGGAUAGAGAGCGUGAGAGAGAGAGGGAAAGGGAGCUUGUGCGACAGGCAGAGCGACAGGCCAUGAGAGUCAACCAGGAGAUGGAGCUGGCACCACAGCGCCACUACGAUCCCUACGGUCACCGCCAGCAGCAGGGCCAUGGGAGAGAGCCACUGUCUCUCGGCAGACCACCAUCUCAGGAGCCUUCUCGGUCUGCCAUGGUCUACCCUCCGCCCGUUGCACAACAGCAGCAGCAGCAGCAGCAGCAAGCACCUCACGCAGUACGAAAUCUCAUAGGCGAGCCUGCGGCUGCACACUCGCCGCCCCUGGGCCCCCCGUCAUCGCGCCCAAUCUCGUCUCUUCAGCACAGGCCAUCGUCAGGGCCUGCGCCAGAAGCCUAUGGCCUCGUGCCGCCAGCACAAACCGCUUCAGCUCCAGCUGCUCCCAAGUCUCGCCCGCCAGAGCCCCGCAAGACCUCUAACAUCAUGUCUCUGCUCAACGACGAUCCCCCGCCGGCGGCAAAGCGCGUCAGCGACGUUUCGAGCAACAUGUCUGGCCCUUCGGGAACGCCUCCACCGCAGAGCAUGGGCCGCACCCCUCCUGGCCCAGCAUCGACGUCCCAACUCCGCCGCGAGGCAGAGCCGCAGUUCUCACCUUAUGGGCGAGUUCCCACGGGAGGCGCAUCUGCCAUGCCACCCCUGAAGCCGACCUACACAGGCUCUCCCAGCCCGGCCCAGCACAUGGGCUCGGCGUCAGCCGAGCGAGACUACUAUAGGCAGCAUGCUUAUACGUCAGGACAUCACAGCAGCGGUACCAACUCUCCCCAAGCGUCGCAUCGUUAUCCCGCGCCUUCGCAGUCGGCUCAGCCUCAGUAUCAGCCAUCUAGUGGUUACCAUGCUACUUAUGUCGGCGGUGCUCCGGUCGCCCACGCUGCAUCGCCGCCGACUCAGUAUGCGGUCCACGGAUCAGCUUCACGGACUCGUGAAGUGCCGCAAGGUGGGCGAGAUAAUGCGUGGCCCCAUCAGGGCCAUCAACAACCACCAGCCAACAUGCAGCAAGGCGGCGGGUGGCCAAGCCAGCCGCCCAAGUCACAGGGACCACCUCCGCCCCAGCAGACUUGGGUCACUCAUUCGAACACGCCAACGCCAUCGACCUCAGCUCAGUCUUGGUCCUCGGCCCCUCCGCCACAGCAAGGCCACCAUAUGAGCAUGCGAGACGAGCGCGGCGCCCCCGUCUAUGCCGGAAGCUCCCAGCCGCCCCAGCAUCGAUACGCUGCACCGGUGCCCCGUGGUCCGGAUUCGAUGACGCCUCAGGGACAACCAGACCCCAGGGAGCAAGGGCGCAGUUACACUCCCGGGGUGUACGACGGACGCGGACCGCCGCCCCCCGGCCCUGGAUAUCCCGGUCAAGAACCCAGGGAGCUGCAGCUCCGAGAUGGACGAGACCCCAGAGACCCCGGAGAUCCGCGGGAGAUGAUGGGCAGAGGUCUGAGGCCGCACGAGUAUGGUCACCCGGAUCGAUAUGGACGAUGA
Messenger RNA from Hirsutella rhossiliensis, 6036 nucleotides. RefSeq names its product myb-like DNA-binding domain-containing protein. The coding region runs from base 1 to 6036 and encodes 2011 amino acids. Gene Ontology annotation, cellular component: Set3 complex. The transcript is spliced from 8 exons. NCBI's taxonomy places the organism in Eukaryota, Fungi, Ascomycota, Sordariomycetes, Hypocreales, Ophiocordycipitaceae. The record is from RefSeq and is a predicted model, not a curated record. Gene Ontology annotation, biological process: regulation of transcription by RNA polymerase II.